Coprinopsis cinerea okayama7#130 is the source of this 846-nucleotide messenger RNA. RefSeq names its product G-X-X-X-Q-X-W domain-containing protein. The transcript is spliced from 4 exons. NCBI's taxonomy places the organism in Eukaryota, Fungi, Basidiomycota, Agaricomycetes, Agaricales, Psathyrellaceae. Bases 1 to 846 code for a protein of 281 amino acids. The record is from RefSeq and is a predicted model, not a curated record.
AUGCGUACCAUCACAGCCGCGACCCUCCUCAGUUCGCUGUUCAUCUCCAGUGCUGUUGCCUCCUGGGGUUCUCCCAGCUUCAAACGGGACGACGGCGAUUCCGACCUUCCCAAGGACAUCGAUCCGGACACCAAACCCGAUUCUACUGGAGACUCCAGCACCCCACCUUACCCUCCACCCCCUUCCCCUCCCGCAACCACUUCGGUCGACGAUGAUCCCGAAGCCCAGCCCAGCUUCAUAGUCGGUUCUGCACCCAAGCAGAACUGGGACAACGGCAACAAGAACAACAACGGCUGGAGUGGCCAGCCCAAGCAGAACGAUGGCUGGAGCGGUAACAACAACAACAACAAUGGUAAUAAUGGUUGGGGGAAUAACAACGGGGGCGGUAAUGGUUGGGGGAAUAACAACAACGGUGGUGGAUGGGGCAAUAACAACAAUGGGUGGGGGAACGUCGUCCAGCUUCAUCCCAAUGGGAACUGGCGCAAGUGUUUGAACGUGAAGGACGGUAAAUUCUGGAAUGGGGCCCCAGUCGAGAUCCUCGACUGUAACAACUCGCCCUCGCAGAACUGGAUGAUCAAUAACGGGAACACCAGGGUUCAGGUUGCAGGUCAGAACUACUGCUUGGACGCCGGAUCUGAGUGGCCGCAGGUCGGCACUAAACUCAAGAUCUGGCAGUGCUUCGACAACAUCCCUGCCCAGAGCUGGUUCUACACCGAUGAUAAGAGGAUUGCUCUGGCUGGUAGAGGUCAAUGCGUGGAUCUGACCAACGGCGACACUUGCAACGGCAACCAGGUUCAGAUCUGGAGUUGCACACCCUACAACGUCAACCAGGUCUGGACGACGUAA